This is a messenger RNA of Anopheles merus, 3944 nucleotides long. RefSeq lists its product as uncharacterized. The record is from RefSeq and is a predicted model, not a curated record. Bases 948 to 2741 code for a protein of 597 amino acids. The transcript is spliced from 2 exons. NCBI's taxonomy places the organism in Eukaryota, Metazoa, Arthropoda, Insecta, Diptera, Culicidae.
GUGAUAAUAUUUCUCCAGCCCAGACCGAGUUGCAUUUGUUUGCGAUUAAUAGGUUCAAUUCUAAGGAGUUUGUGCGCUUUGCUUCCAGUAUUCACGCACAGUGUUUUAAGGUUGAACGCUUCAUUUGAUUUACCUUCCUCCGUUAAGACACCUCAACACAUAGCACAUGCUUGUAUCACUCAGCCUACGAUAAAUCCUUAUCCAGUGUCACAGUGUCGCACAGUGAGCCACAGCCAUUUCACCGCUACAACGCUUCUCCGGACGUGCCUCCCUGUGCAGCAGCGGCAGCUUGAAACAAGACACCAGCUCCUCCCGUUUUCUGGCCCGUGGUGACUGAGAAUCGGUUCCGCAUGGUGACAAUAAUCAUACCCAUAUACGUAGUGAUAGUCGUGUUUGUGACACUGCUGGUAAUACUGUAGGGCGAGCGAGCAGCAAAGCGCCCCCGGCCCAACCCUGCCAAAUGAGUAUCCCUCCCGCCGGUGCCACGGUCGUAUUCCGAUGUUGUUGCGCUCCGAGCGGCUACGGUACAGGUUGGCUGGGUUGCACUGGUGCACGUGUCACCGUAGCUGCUGCUGCUGCUGCUUCACUGCCGCCGUGCGCUAGACAGUCGAUCCGCUCGUGAGCUCCACGGUGGUCCGAGGCUAACGCGUGCAAGGCUGCUGUUGUGUUGUGUGUGUGUUGUCCGAGUACCAUCCGGCCGGCCGUUUUCCGUGCCGUUUCCGUUCGCAUUCCGUUCCGGGGUCGGCGCUCCAGUCCAAGCGCAACCGUCUAGCUGCGAGGGCGGCCACCUCUUCACGUGUAAUCCGCGGGUCGCGCUAGUACUGUUGCACAGUACUAGCAGCGCCUAGCCAGUGGCCGCAAUAGCAUCGACACGCAGGUAUCCCCGGGGCCAGAACGCACCGGCGCGGACAGCGAGCGGGACGUGGGCGCAGCGCAGGCCAGCGAUCAUGGCGAAGGUGUCGGCAAGCACGCACCAGGACCCGGCCAUCCUCGACAUGAUGGAGAUCAGCAAGAAGCGCCCGCCGAAGCUGAAGUCGGCCGAUCGCACUGUUUCGAUGCGCAUCGACAACUACUCGCCGGGCAGUGGUGGAGCCGGUGGACCUGGUGGUGGUGGUGGCCCUGGUGGCGGUGGAGGAUCCGUUAGUGGAAGCCGCGAAGGUGGCAGCGGGAGUGCUACGGGUGGGAGCAGUCCGAUCAUGCUCGACAACAGCCUGAUCGUGCACCACAGCCCGGUCGAGCGGCUGUCCCCGAUCUCUAUGCAGAAGCACUCGCCCGACCCGAAGGUGUUCUUUCGCAGCGAAGCCUCGCCGACCUCGCUCAAGGUGGAGGAUCCGUGGAGCAUCGCGCGGAAGCAGUUUCGCCGCUCGGACACGCUGCACGUCUACUCGCCCUCGAUGCAUCAGCUGCGCAAAGCCACCUCGUUCCAUUCGCGCAGCAACAGCGGUGGCUCCAACCCGGACGAGAUUGUGGCCGCACCGAUCAUCCGGCACAGCAGCGUGCGGCACACGCAUAUCUACCCGCGCGAGUACCUCGUCAAGCAGGACAGUGGCGGCGGCGUCAGCAGCGGUGGCGGCGAGGACGAGGAUGAGGAGCUGACGGUGGCAGCAGCGGCCGCCGCUGCCGCGGCCAGCUACCGCCAACACUCGCCGAACGUGAGUGCCAACCGGCGCAACUGCCAUAUGCAUCGCUCGUUCAACGAUCAGCAGAAGCGCAAUGCGGCCUUUCUCCGGCGGGACUCGGUGAAGUUUCACUCGCUCGGCGACGACAUCCCGGCGGAGGUGGUGGACCGGAGCCCGCGCGAAGCGAAAAAGUUCAGCUCGGCCAACGCGUCGCUGGAGAACGAGAUCUAUCGGUCGCGCAGCAACAGCCGCACGGACAAGAAGGGCGAAUCGUUCUCGGACUUUGUCAGCCGGCAGAACAGCAAGAAGUACAACCAGAAGAACAGCACCACCAGCCUCGACCAGGCACUGCCGUACGUGGGUGGGAGCGGCGGGGGCAGCUUUCGGCGCUCCCUCAUCCAGCACUCGAACGCGCACCUGCUCAGCCCGAACCCGCCGUUCCUGGACGACUUCAAGCCGCAGAAGUCGCCCAUCUUCGAUCAGAAAAAGUCCUACUCGCUGCGCUACAAGAACGGGCGGCAGGAUGCGCGGGAAAACUUUAAAGCGAAAAAGUCGAAGAGCUUCAUCGUCGAUCUGGAGCCGCCGCCACCGGCCAUCAUCAGUGCGACCGGCAGCCCGUACCGCAAGGACAGCAUGGCCUUCACGCCGGAGGAAGCGGACAAGAUAUACAAGGCGUCGCGCAAGCUGUCCUCCAACCUGAUGCUGGACGACAUCGGCCGGACGACAGACAUUUCGCCCAUCCCGAUGGACAUCAUGGACAUCAACUACGGCGUGAUCAUGAAGACGUACCAGAUGAACCGCCAGAAGUCGCUCGGUGCGUCGCGCAAGGGCCGACGAAAGUUUGCCGACAAGAAGCUGGCGGGCAGCAGCUUCGACGACGAUACCGAAUCGUCCAAGAAGCGCAAGCGCAUCGUCUGCAUCGUGAUGACCGUCUUCCUUGCGCUAGCCCUGUUCAGCGUGCUGGCGGUGCUGGUGACGCUUACCCACACCAGUUCCGGCGGUUCCAGCACGUCCACGCAAACCAAGACGCAGUACACGUUCGCACGCGACACGCCGAUCCACGCCAUCCCGACCUACAUGGUGUCGAAGGACUCGCCGAAACACUACAACGGUGCCAAUUGAUGCGGCAACUUUAGCCGCUCGCGCCCACUGAAUGCGCCCGUGUCCCGCUGGCAGGCACGCGGCAGCGGCAGUGGUGGCGGCGGCGGCGGCACCGGCGGUGGUGGCGGUGCAAUUACGUCCGACACCAUCAGCUGUCUGGUGGAGCAGCACAGUUAGUAGCGCCUGGGGCGACGUCGUCGUCGCCGGCGUAGUGUUGUAGCGGUUAGCCGUAAUGGAACUAGCGGAAGCGACAGCAACAGCACCAGCGAGGACGUUACCGCCCAUCGUAAGAUAGAGCAGGGGGACGGAGCAACAGGAGGGAACAGCUUCCGUGGUGGCAAGGAUGGUGAACCUAGCGCGAACAUAACAAUAUCCAACGAAGUGCCAAGGACGACCCGGGCGCAACAGCAUCGUUACGCACGUGGACGGCCAAAUUUUUUUAGAAACAAUCUCAUCGGACGCCGGAAACGGGUAUGGAGGCUGCGGUUACCGGCAAACAUCGCUCGGGUUCGAGCAGCACUGAUACAAACCGUAGCAAGAGGUGCCGAUACUGGCGGUGGCAGCGCCUAGCACGGUGCAUAGGAACAGUAGCGGCAGUAACAGGAGAUGCCACGGAGCUUACCAGUAGAGAGAAAAGGAGAGAGUGUGUAUGUCGGCUUGAAGAUACGGAAGACGUCACGAAGUGCGCGUUGGGUCGUGAGUGAGUGGUGAGUGUGAGAAGAGUAUCGACGAGCACGGGCUCGUAUACGACUGCAAAGUGUGCCAAGCGAUCACGGGGACGAUCGGACGGGAUCCACACCACGAUUCAGCCGGUAGCCGGUACCGACCGCAAUGGAGAAGCAAUCGCAUCUAACAUAUACGAUACAAUAAGUGGAUCUAAUCUAGUGCAAUAUUAAUCGGAACGUCUAGCGCGCUGAAUGCGGAAACAGAACUCUACCACUACCACGUAACACGUAAAACAUAACUCUAAACAAAAGACAAGCAUGAUAAACUAAAACACGGGAAAGCGAAACUAAAAGCCCAAAACAAGGAAGCAGAAAGCAUAUUUAUUGGGAAAAAUAUUUUAAUAAAGCAAACUAAAAAGCAUAGCAUACGAAAAUAACCUUGAACGAUGGAUACUGCAGGAGAGGCGGAAUGCUUACCGGAAAGGCAUAUUACUAGUGUGGACGGUAUCGCAACAUCUAACCUUAAAGUACAUCACGUCAAACAAUAAAGCAACAUAAA